AUUUCUACUUCAGCAAAAAUAGCAAAUAGCCACAGGAAGGUGGAGUGAAAAUUUUUCAUCUGGUGGUCCACAUUUCGUUCCAGAAAAUAACGUGUGCAUUGUCCAUGCAAUUUUCGUUCAGCUGAAUAUAUGCGGAAAUCGUUGGUUGUUACAGUGGUACCGGAUAUUUGGUAAUCAGAGGUAGACACGAUUUGGACUGUACCUACUUAUAUUUUAUACUCAAGUUAAAAAGAAGGAAAACGCGUGAUUAAAAGAUGGAACAAAUUAUUCGCAAUUUGCUGGUCGCGGAUAACGAUUUAAUACAACAGGCUAGUGCGGAUUUGAAAGAGGCCUUCAAACGGCCAGAAACAGUACCCCAACUGUGCGAGAUCGCCGUCACACACAACGAUGCUCAAAUCCGCCAAUAUAGCGCUAUGCUAUUGAAGAAGCAGCUUAGUAAACUGCGCAACUGGCAACAAGUACCGGCCGAACAGCAAGCACUUAUAAAGCAGGGAAUGCUGGAAGCGAUUGUCAAGGAACCGGAGAAGUCUGUUCGCAAUGCGUUAACUGGCUUUGUUGGUGUAUUGGUGCGUCACGAGGCAACCAGAGACGGAGCCUGGAUGAAUGAAGUUCUCAAGUUCAUGUUUGAUAGUACCAGCUCCAGCGAUUCCAAAGCAGCUGAGGUCGGAUCGGCAACGUUCUCAACCCUUGCUGACAUCUCACCGGACCAAUUGAUCCCUCAUUUUGAGACGGUUUGUCAAUUAUUCUCCUCAGCCUUGGUUGCAACUGAAGCCAGUGGCAACAUGACCACUCCGGUUGUCUUCAACAUCUUACAAGGAAUGUCUCAUUUGGUGCGUUUCAUUACUGGCCAUCCUGUUGCAGAAAAUACAUAUCAACAAUCUAUUCCGUACGUCGUGAAGGCUUUGAUAGGUUUUGCUCAACAAGACUCCUUCAAGUUCAUCGAAGCCUUUGACAUUCUUGAAAACUUAGCCGAUGAGUCGUCUCGUGUUCUAAGUCCCCAUCUGAAACUCCUUAUCGAAUUUUGUCUAGAAAUCGCACAGAAAGGCGAUCUGGAAGAUUCUGUGCGCGUUAAAGCCAUCACUUACAUCGGUUGGUUGGUACGUUUGAAGAAAAAAAUGAUUAUCAAGCAAAAAUUGGUAGAACCUAUCGUCAUCGCUCUGUUCCAUCUGAUGAGCGUAGCCCCAGAAAUCGAAGACGAGGAAGAAGAAUACUUUGGUAGCAAUGAGGUAUCUACCCCAAGUACAUGUGCUGCCCAGUCGCUGGACGUCUUGGCACUUCAUAUUCCUCCAAAACAAUUGAUUCCAACAUUGAUGGCCCUCCUCGAACCGGCUCUUCGUGGCAAUGAUCCGCUGGCUAAAAAGGCUUCGUAUCUAUCAAUCGCCGUCAUUGCCGAGGGCUGCUCAGAGCACAUUUGUAACAAGUACUUGAAGCCUCUUUUAGAUGUGAUCAAGACGGGUAUCACUGAUCCCAAUCCAUUGAUACGGAAUGCAGCUUUAUUCGCGUUAGGUCAGUUUUCGGAACAUUUGCAACCGGAAAUUUCGCAGUAUGCCGAAGAAAUUUUGCCUAUUUUGUUUGAAUUUUUGCAACAGCUAUGUCUGCAGAUCCGUAGUGGUGGCAAGGAACCUCAGCACAUAGAUCGGGUGUUCUACGCACUGGAAACUUUUUGCGAGAACCUCGAAGAUCAGCUAACGCCUCAUUUACCAAUUUUGAUGGACCGUUUGUUUGAAGCGCUGGACUCGCGAAACACGGUUCAUCUAAGAGAGCUCUCUCUCACCGCCAUUGCCGCUACGGCAAACGCAGCCAAGGUCCACAUGCUUCCAUAUUUCCCUCGUCUGAUCGAAGCACUGAAAAUGUAUCUGGUGAAAACUGACGAUGAAGAUAUUUGUGCUCUACGUCCUCAGGCAAUUGACACAUUUGCCGCUCUGGUGAGAACAAUUGGAAAGGAUAAUUUCCUUCCUCUGGCUGUCGAUACACUUAAUCUGGGUCUUACCAUGAUGGAUAAUUGCAAUGAUCCCGAUCUUCGCAGAAGUUGUUACAAUUUAUUCGCUUCGAUGGCUUCUUCGGUUAAGGAGGACAUGGCUGGGUCGUUGACCAAAAUUGUGGAAUCUAUGCUGGAAAGUGUUAAAAGCACUGAAGGAAUCGUGCCAACAUUUAAGGACGAUAAUGAUGAUAUGGUACUGCUGAACGGCGCCGACGACGAGGAAGAAGACGAUAAAGAGUACGACAUCGAAAAUUCCGACAAUGAUAACGAUGACGAAGACGAUGACAUUGCCGGCUAUAGUGUGGAAAACGCGUACAUGGACGAAAAAGAGGAAGCUAUUUUGGCUUUAAUGGAGUUCGCUGAACAUACAGGACCAGCUUUUGCACCGUUCAUUCAAACAGCCUUUGAAGAAAUCUACAAAUUGAUCAACUAUCCUAACGAAGACAUUCGCAAGGCAUCCAUCGAUGCCUUGAAACAGUUUGUCAUCUCGCUGCACGAGCUGGGAAAUGUUGAGGGAGUGAACCAAACGAUUUUGAUUUUGAUCCCGAAAUUGAGUGAAAUUAUUCGCACGGACGAAGAACGAACCGUAGUCAUGUCCGCGUUGGAUGGCUACAGCGACAUCCUGGAAAAGGUUGGCACGUCUACUAUGCAGGCCGAUGGACAGAAAGAUGCAAUUUUCGGUUGCAUUGUGGAUGUUCUGAACGGUAAAGUGGCGUGCCAGUUUGAUGAACCAGUCGACGAAGAACAGGAGGAAAGCGAAUACGACGAAGCUAUUAUCGAGUCGGCUGGCGAUAUUUUGCCUAAAUUUGGACGCGCCCUGCCACCGGCUGAAUUUGCUGUGUAUUUUGGGCGUGUUUGGCCUUACUUCAUUCAAAAAAUUGAAAAAACGAAACAUAAAGACGAAACAACAGAUUCGCAGCGCGCCUUCGCCAUCGGUGUUCUGUCAGAGUGCUUCCGUGGCCUGAAAGAAUUCACCGCAAAUUGGGUCGAAGCGCUGUUACCAAUUUUCAUCUCAUGCGUGCAGGAUCGCAACAACGAGGUGCGAAACAAUGCUGUAUACGGCAUCGGUGAAAUGGUACUACAUGGAAACGAAUGCACUUACAAGCACUAUCCUCAAAUUCUGACAUCCCUUUCGAAUGUAGUGGCAAAGGAACAACAUGCUGGCACACUGGAUAACAUUUGCGGAGCUCUAGCUCGCUUGAUUUCUACCAACAGCAGCCUCAUUCCCAUGAAAGAGGUCCUCCCAGUGUUCGUGCAGUACUUGCCACUACGCGAAGACUUUGAAGAGAAUCUCGCCGUAUUCCGGAGCUUGGAUGUAAUUUAUCGACAAGGAAACGAACACCUUAUCCCACUACUCGGACGUGUUCUGGUAGUUGCUCUUCAAGUUCUGUAUAAACAACAGCACAAUAAUGAAGAGUGCCACGACCUGGUGUUCAGCUUUGUCAAGCAAAUUAACCGUGACUUCCCGGACAAAUUUGCCGAAGUGGUGCGCAGCGAUAUGGAGAUUGCCAACUUCGUGGAGUCGCUUCCGCUCCAGUAGAAGUCAGCGCGUGUGCAUUUAAUGCGCAAGUUAUAUGUUUCCUACAUCGAUCCCUAUCUGCAAACCUGCGUGCGCCGAGUAGAGAAGAAAAGAGUCCACCACAGCAAGCAGUCACACUCUAAUGGUGGGCCCGGGUAUGGAGACGAGGAUCACAAGUGAAUGAAUGUGAACGAAGGCUGGUUGAGUGCAAGCCACGACAUUAUAAAUCAACGAUUGAACGAUACGCCUAAGGAGCAUGUGCGAUUUUUUUUUUCAAUGUGUUUAUCCGAUUACACAAGCUAAAAACUUUCUAUCGCAACUACUAUUGCUAACCAGAUGCAUUAUUUUCAACGGUUAUGAAGUGUUCAACAAUAGAUUCACAUCUUUAGGUAACCAUCUAUUUAUUCUAAUUAGAAUAAAGUUCUUUAUUGAAUUGUUGUUAACAAAAAUAUUAAAUUAACACUCAUGCCAUUGACCCCCUGCAUCUCCAUAUAUCAGCUUUAAACGUCCCAAACACACCCCAUUCAAAGUCGAUUCUGUCCAUUGCAAAGAAGCCAUAGAACAGUUCAUUGAAUUAUUUAAAUACAGUCCUGAAACACAGAAUAACAUCCUUUGAAACUGAAAACACAUGUAAUGUAUUUAUGUGAUAAAUAUAGAGAAUCUACAAAUUCAAAGUACUGAAUUAUAAA
Molecule: messenger RNA, 4189 nt
Organism: Armigeres subalbatus
Lineage: Eukaryota; Metazoa; Arthropoda; Insecta; Diptera; Culicidae
Product: importin-4-like
Exons: 6
Coding region: 255-3521 (1088 amino acids)
Biological process (GO): protein import into nucleus
Cellular component (GO): cytoplasm; nucleus
Molecular function (GO): small GTPase binding; nuclear import signal receptor activity
Source: RefSeq, a predicted model, not a curated record